CUAGCAAGAAACCAACGUAACACAGCCUAACGUAGCCUAACUCGCCCUACCACAGCUCAUCUCUGCAAGGCUGCCACUGGUCCCUAAUAGAGGAUUGGGUUAAUGGACCUUUUGAUUGUACACGCGAGCAUGCGUACGUGUCUCUCUGUAUCAGUCAAUGUCUUCCUGCUUACAUCAUGCUCGGCUGCGUCCGCGUUUGCAGGAGGCUAAGGCAUGUGGCUGGGAGGAGCGUGACGUAUCGAUAUUGGCAGACGGGUAUUAAUAUGAGGAGCGAUGGCUUGGGUUUCCUCCCCGCAUCAACACCUGCAACUACAACCACAUCACAACACUUACAACUAUCAGCGUCUACCGUAUUCAAGAUGCCUUCUUUCAUUGUCACUCUCAAGGACGAUGUGUCCGAUGACCAGCUUGCCGCAGCCAAGCAGAAGGCUAAGGAUGCCGGCGGCAAGAUCACCCACGAGUACACCCUGAUCAAGGCCUUUACCGUUGAGUACCCUGAGGGCACAGUCCACUCGCUCGCCGAGGACCCCUCAGUACAGACUGUCGAGGAGGAUAAGGAGAUGAGGACGCAGUAAAUGGAGCUCUCUAUUCUGUUCUUGUUGCAUCUACAUCUACAUACAUCUACAAUAGAAAGACGUAAUAUAGAGAUUCUAUCCACAUAUUAAU
This is a messenger RNA of Trichoderma harzianum CBS 226.95, 666 nucleotides long. RefSeq lists its product as hypothetical. Gene Ontology annotation, molecular function: endopeptidase inhibitor activity. Bases 177 to 575 code for a protein of 132 amino acids. Gene Ontology annotation, biological process: vacuole fusion, non-autophagic. The transcript has 4 exons. NCBI's taxonomy places the organism in Eukaryota, Fungi, Ascomycota, Sordariomycetes, Hypocreales, Hypocreaceae. The record is from RefSeq and is a predicted model, not a curated record.